Molecule: messenger RNA, 3137 nt
Organism: Saccostrea cuccullata (small rock oyster)
Lineage: Eukaryota; Metazoa; Mollusca; Bivalvia; Ostreida; Ostreidae
Exons: 11
Coding region: 612-2921 (769 amino acids)
Molecular function (GO): protein binding
Source: RefSeq, a predicted model, not a curated record
UUGACCAUAACUUUUGAAUGGUUGUUGAUUUGGUUUCAUAUUCCACUUCUUGUGACAAGGUCUUCUGUUUGGCACCAUUAAUUUUUACUUUGACAUUUAAGGUUCACUUUGCUUUUGAAAAAAAACUAUUUUCCCCAUUACUGUUGAAAAGUUCUUGCAAGGGCUUUCAUAAUUCACAUUUUAUUCCUUGAGUCAAAACUUUUCCUUUGUUAACAAUGUUUUUGAUCCCUUGACUUUGGCAUUUGACUUGUAUUUGUCAUAAGCUGCCACUCAGGGGCAUCAGUGUUUCAAAAACACAUAAAACCUGAAUAAAUGUUGCAUCUAUAUAAGGAUACAGUCAUUACCCGAAUAUUUGUUUGGUGCCUAAUUUAAAAGAUUACAUUCCUUGAAUUGAACAUUGUAAUUUUUUUUAUCAUAUACCUAUGUUUUAACUAGCUGUAGUGUCCCCAGAAAGAGUUAUAGUAGAACAGAAGGGACAAUCAGAGGUGCAGCUGUCCUGGUUUGGGUUGGAGAGGGAGGCCAUUGUUGCUACUGAUGUGGUGUGGUGCAAAGUCAAACCAGCAGUGCUGCAGUGUCAGGAUGAAAUACAUAUACUUAGAAGACUGGGGAAUAUGAAUCACACAGUUCUGAAGGCAGACAUGAUUAGUCAAGCUCUGGAUGAUGUCAUAUUUGGUGUGGCAGCCAUCAAUGAUAAGAAUUUUAGUAGUGGAAUUAAAUGGCAGGAGGAAUGCAGAUAUGUGAAGGAUGCAGUGCCCUCACCUGUGGAUGAUGUGUCCCUCCUCCCUGACCCUCCUAAAAACAGCCUGGUGGUGACCUGGAAUCCCCUCAGAUGUGAGUCAGGGUCCUCAGAUAACGCAUACAUCAAGACGUACCGGAUCAUCUACUGCCAGUUGAAUACACAAGAAUCCUGUAAAGACAGGGAAUAUUCUGUGAGUGUUCCUGCAGAUAGUACCACACAGUACACACUAAGAGACUUAGAGGCAGACAUAGAAUAUGGUGUGCUGGUACAAGCCAUGUCACUCACGAAGGAGGGGCGUAGAAGUAAAAUGGUGACUGGACGACCUACCAAUAAUGAUUUACCAGGGGGAUCAAUAGCAGCCAUUGCUAUCGGAGGAAUAUUUGUUCUUAUACUUGUCAUUGCAGGAAUCGUGUUUGUUUGCAGACUCUUUAGACGUAAAUUAGGUCUGGAUGAAAAAUUUGAAAUAGAAAAUAUACAAGUUAGGCCCUAUGAAAAUCUGCCCACUGGAAGCAAUUUGUAUAACAACUUCACCGUACCAGCUGACAGAUCCAGCUCACCCCUCAUCACACCUAAUGGAAUGUCAUCAAAUGGAGAUAUUAGACAUAAUGGAGUAAAUCACAGUUAUGAAGACAUCUUACCAGUAGGAUCCACAGUGGACCUUGACGAGGAAGAUGGGAGUGGGGAACCAAAGGACUCCAAACCCGACCUUAAAUCCAGCAUGGUAACGUUACCAAUCACGGAUGUUCCACGGCAGAUCAGUAAGGACAGCGGUCAUGGAAGCCUGUCCCCCACGUCAACUCGCGGCCCACCUGAAGAGUCUGACAAAAAAGAGCGAAUUCUGAGAGAUAUUAUAUUGGACCUUCCUCCCGAUUAUGCAAAGGCAACGUCAGUUACCACCCAAUGUGUGCAUGGAUAUGAGAAAGGUUCCUUUGAUACUGAGGACAGUUUCCCCCCUGAUUCCCGAGGAACAUACAAGGAUAGUUUAUGUUCCUCUUCACAGUCUGGUGGCAUUCCAGUAGAAGAUGGAUACAAGAGUGAGGCGGACAUCUUACAAGACAACAAUGACAAACAACAAAUUGAAGAAUCCUCCAAGAAGUGCCCAGAAAACAAUGAAGUGGUGAGGAAUGAAGUUGAGCAGACAUCAGGUUAUGUGAUGUACUCAUCUAAUGAUACAGAAAUGACCAUAGGAAGCCAAAUCACCAAUGUCCAACCUAGGAAAACCCUUCCUUCAUAUGACAAAACACAGACCACCACUGGUCACCAACCACACAAUGUCCAAUCUACUGAGACCGCCAUGGAAAACCAAAUCAACAUUGUCCAAGCUGAAACCACCACUCCUACAUGUAAUAUUACACAGACCAACCAAGCACACCAACCAUACAAUGUCCAAUUUAAGAAUACUGUUCCCAACAUUACAAAGACCAUCUCUACAAACCAACCCAACAGUGCUAAAAAUCAGUGUAGCAAGCUACAGAGUUCAGCUGUUGAUCAGCUGAAUAAUGACCAAUCAAAUGAUGGAACAGAAAUUAAACAAGAGACAGAUAUGUGCCAAACUGGAAGAAAACCAAGUUCACUUGGAUACCAUUCCAACAGAACACUGGAUACAGAGCACCGGACCACUGAGAUGGGUUCUGGUCCACAGCUGCUAACAGCCGAAUCAGAACAGUUUACACACUACCUCCCGCAUAAUACAAAUUUUGCAGAACUUGCUGCCUCUCAUAAUGAUAAAGAAAAUUCCUUGAUUUCCAAUUGUGCAGCUGGUAAUGCAAAUGAUCUUUCUGUGAUGAAUUUUGAUUAUGUCCCAAAUGGGACAUCAGAUCCAUUGCCUAAUGGCAAAACAAGUCAUUUAUCUGAUGGUACAUCCGAUAUUGUGCCAAAAGAUACCAAAACUUUCUCUGGGAUGAAUUAUGUACCUACCUAUGUUCCAGAUGAUACAGCUGAUAAUAUUCCCAGUGUUACAAAACAUGUGCCAUGUAGUCCAGCAGGACAUGUGUCAAAUGGUACAACUGACGAUGUGCUAAGUGAUGCAACAGGAUAUGUGCCAAAUGGUGCUACAGACUAUGUACCAAAUAGUACAAUAGACUAUGUAUCAAAUGGUGCAACAAAUUAUUUGCCAAAUGGUGCAACUGACUGUGUGUCAAACGGUGCAACAGAUUAUGUGUCAAAUAGUACAAGUGAUUAAUAUCUGCCCAAUGGUACAAGUAUGUGCCUCUAGAUCAUUGGACAAUGAAGAACAACUUCGUUCUGAUACAUUCCAAUUCUCAGGCCAGGUCACAAUCACAACAUAGCUGGUUAUUCAUCUAUAUGUUGAGUUUCCUCCACAGUACCACAGUAUGAUUAUCAAAAAAGUAAAAAGAAAGUGGUUCCAUUGAUUGUCAAAAAAAAAUAAUGUGAAUGG